This is a messenger RNA of Protopolystoma xenopodis, 639 nucleotides long. The record is from the annotation of a GenBank genome assembly. NCBI's taxonomy places the organism in Eukaryota, Metazoa, Platyhelminthes, Monogenea, Polystomatidea, Polystomatidae.
AUGUCAUCAGCCUCGUUCGAGCAUCAACCAGCCAACACAGUCACCAACUCAUCCACUCCCUGCCCCGGCAACCCAAUUAUUUCACUCAUCCAUUCUUCCAUUCACUUUCCAGUCAAUCCGCUCAACCGCCCAGUACCCCGCCCGUUUACUCAUUCAUCCAUAACUGCGCCUGCUCUCUCACCACAACACCUAGCUACCAUCGAUCCAUCCACUUCCCAUCCUCCAUCCAGAAAUUAUUCUUUUCUUCGUCCACUCACUUCAAUAUCCGUCGGCCAACUCACUUAUCAGUCAGUUUGCUCAACCACCUACUUAAGCCUAUCCAUCUACUCAACCCACUUCUAUGCAUACUCAUCCAGAUUAUCCUCUCUUCUUUGUGCCUUGCCAACCAAAGAUACGAUUCGCGAGGACAAGUGCGGCUACGAGGAGAUAAUGCCACAGCCUGAGCCACUCGAGGUUAGACCAUCACCUGCUAUCCCCGAUAAUUUGACCGCACCUAUCUUCUUCGAUCAGGCCGCCAGAGAUCGCCGUAUCAUCGCCGGAGGUAAGACUGAAUUCGACUUUGGUAUCACCUUAGCUUUGCUGACGACAAGUGGGAUCUUGUCAAAAGUCUCCAAAAAAUCAGACUAUUCGCUCAGUUAG